Clonostachys byssicola is the source of this 921-nucleotide messenger RNA. The record is from the annotation of a GenBank genome assembly. NCBI's taxonomy places the organism in Eukaryota, Fungi, Ascomycota, Sordariomycetes, Hypocreales, Bionectriaceae.
AUGGAGACGCCAUCACAAGCAGGAACACUCUUCAUCCUACCAGACAAUCGCGUGCUCUGUUACGGAGUCUACGGCGACCGCAACGCCGAAGCGACAGUCUUUUUCCACCAUGGAUUGCCCGGCAGUCUCGUUGAAGCCCUCGGGUACGAUGAACCAGCCAAACGCCACGGCAUCCGCGUCGUUGCCAUUGAGCGGCCAGGCCUCGGUCGCUCGACCCAUGACCCAAACCGCCGGCUCAUCGACUGGCCGGCAGAUCUACUGGCCAUCGCCGACCAUCUCAAAAUCGAUCGGUUCGCCGUCCUCGGGGUCUCGGGCGGUGGUCCCUACACGAUCGCGUGUCUGCAUCAGAUCCCCAGGACUCGCUGUGUCGGGGGCGGUGUCGUGGCAUCCAUGUACCCUAUGAAGCUGGGGAUCGACGGCAUGAUACUCCAAAACCGCAUCAUGCUCGGUCUGGUGCCUUGGUCGCCGUGGCUGGUCGAGAAGGGGUUCGAGUACCUGUUUGGCUCGGCCGCGAGAGACGAGGAGCACCCAGAGAAGCUGGAGAAGAUCUUCGACGACAGCUUUCAGAAUAAGCCGGGGCCGGACCAAGAGUGCAUCUACCACGACGGAGGGAGGACACGGUCGAUGCUGAUCGAGGAUAUGCGGCAAGCGUUGCGGUAUGGGAGCAAAGGGUCAGCGUGGGAGGCCAAGAUUGCAGCGAGCGAUUGGGGGUUUCGCCUCGAGGAUGUCAAGGUGGACCCUGGUCAGUUCGUCAUUUGGCAUGGCAGGUUGGAUGUGAACGCUCCUGUCAGGAUGGCUGAGAAAGCAGCCCAGUUGAUACAGGGGGCUGAAGCAAGGAUUUCGGAAGCGGAUGGUCAUGUGAGUAUGACCGUGAGCAAAUUGGAUGAGGCAAUGGAGACGAUGAAGCAGAUAUUGUCCUGA